This is a messenger RNA of Laetiporus sulphureus 93-53, 2221 nucleotides long. Its product is annotated as S-adenosyl-L-methionine-dependent methyltransferase. The transcript is spliced from 10 exons. The record is from RefSeq and is a predicted model, not a curated record. Gene Ontology annotation, molecular function: methyltransferase activity. NCBI's taxonomy places the organism in Eukaryota, Fungi, Basidiomycota, Agaricomycetes, Polyporales, Laetiporaceae. Bases 361 to 2118 code for a protein of 585 amino acids.
CUCGCAUCCUCAUGCAUCCAGCGCGCUGCGAGCUUGGUGGCGCCGCUGUCCGACGUUUAUUGUCUCUGAAUUCAGCGAGCCACUUGGCAAUCUAGGCAAGGACGUGUUUGAUACGACAGCGCCGACCACGCCCGCAGCCUAGCAUCCACGAUCAGCUGCUCGCCAUUGCGCCCGUCCUCUGGAAUCAAAACACUGGUGUGUGCGAGGAUCGCAUACAGGCAUCUCAGUUCCGUUAAAGGGCUAUAUUUGAACCCAUUCGGAAUGCAUCCUGAUGAUCGAGGAAGCAUGCGCGCGACGUGACUGCCUCUGAGAAGACGCCUCCGAAUCAUUUACGCAGGUGCCGCUUGCCCUCACAACCAUAUGCCGCCCUCCUCCAGCUUCAUCCCUGCGUCCAUGGCCUCUGCGAUAGAGCCCAUUGUGGUCUAUCGCCCGAGCUCCUCCACCCUUCGCCUCCCCGCUCUUCCCCUCGAUUCCAGGCCGCCCGAGCCAAAGAAGCAGCCUCCUCGCGAGGACAAGUUUAUCAUGUCGAACGGCUGCAAGUUGCACAGCUAUGGCAGAGACAAGGCCCCGUAUCCGAUGUCGUACAACCGAGAAGACCUCGAGCUUGGCGUCAUGGACUGCCAGGUUGUGAAACAUGUCAAGGAAGGGUCGUGUUCUUUCCUUGAUUUUAAAAAGGAUGACCAGCCCAAACGCUGUCUCGACGUGGGCACUGGUCUAGGCGCUUGGGUGAUUGACGCUGCAAAGCAAUGGCCGGAGUGCACGUUUGUCGGGUAUGAUCUGGUGAACGUCCAGAUACCACUCAGCGUGCUGCCACCAUCCAUUGCAGAACGUAUCACAUGGGUGCACGGAAAUUUCUUGAGAACACGAUUUCCAUUUGAGGACGAAGAGUUUGAUCAUGUACAUCUGUCAGGGGUGGCGUUUGCGGUCCCUGAGAACAAGUGGAUGUCCAUGUACGAGGAAAUUCGCAGAGUGAUGCGAACCGGCGGCACGAUAGAACAAUUGGAGGAGGAUGCUAUCUUCCCGGUUUUACCGCGUUGGUUUACCGAGCCUCUACAUGCACAUUCACGAGGACCGUAUAUGCAUCGUCCUGAUGGCACUCAGCAGUCUUCGCCGCCGUCACCCGCCCCUCUCGAUCACCCGCAUGAACAUGCUCUGCUGGAGUCCCUGUUUAACGAUGUUUUUGAGAAUCGGUUUAUCAACCCUACGCCUAGCUCCACAUUGCCAUCCUAUUUUUCCGCGUGCUUUGGUCAUUUGUACAUGCCACCACCUCUAACAUACCCCAUGCCGCCACUGGCGCCAUUUGCCCCUCUGCCUGCCGAGAUUACACCUCACCCACAGGCCACCGAGGCGAAUCGAAAAACCGAGGAAGCGACACCGCUACCACCCGACCUCGGAAGCGACGUCAGCCUCUCCAUUCCCACUGCUUCCACCUCCACGUUACAAUCAACCUCGAGCGGUUCAUUCGACUCGUCAGCACAAAAGAUUGGCAAUGCUUCAGAUUUGCCGUCGCCCCACCCGAGCUUCGAGCGCUCCUCCUCCGUCGCCUCUACGAAUAACUCAUCCAGCAGGACAUCCUCUGGGUCCUCCAGAGAGGUGGAGCGCGGUCCGCCGGUGCCGAGUGCGGACCUGUGCAAGGAUAGCACGUCCACGGGCGCGGCGGGCCUGCUGCCGAUCGACAAGAUCCUUGCCCUGGACGAGCAUUCGCUGAAUAUGCAAUUGCUGCGCGCGCUAGGGCUGGUGAUGUCAGCGAAGGAGGCGAUGUGGGAGGAGCUGGUGAUAAGGGUGCAGAGGAAUGACGAAAGCUUGAGGGAGUUUGGAUGGGAGGAAGGAGAUUAUCCGGUUGGGCCGAGUAGGGCAAAGUUUGAUGCCUUGAUGGAACAGUAUAGAAGCGAUGUUCGCGCUCGAGUGUCGCUUUGGCACUCGAUGGUACUGAACGGCUGGGAAUACCCACGGCGCGAUCCCAUCUCUAGAGCAGAGAUGCUCGAGGAGGAGCGCCUUCGGGAGGACAUCCUGGAGGCGCGGCGGAAUGCAAACGUCAUAGAAGAAGACUCGCAUCCUUUCAGCCGGUCGACGCGACUGCUGGUUGGAGCCAAGGUGCGAAUGGAGCUCCUUUCAUGAAAUGGAAGGCAAAACAAGUCUGAAUUGAUAUUUCUUGCUGUAUGUUAUACCCUGUACCGUACGGAUGUCUCCGCCUUGAUGAUACCCACAUACCCAUGUGCAU